Molecule: messenger RNA, 798 nt
Organism: Podospora pseudocomata
Lineage: Eukaryota; Fungi; Ascomycota; Sordariomycetes; Sordariales; Podosporaceae
Exons: 2
Coding region: 1-780 (259 amino acids)
Source: RefSeq, a predicted model, not a curated record
AUGGACAACAUCUUGCUGAUUCCGCAGCUCCCCCUGUCUUUCAUGGCAAGCGUACUGGCCAUCCAGCUUGAUAUCUAUCCCCACUCUGCCGAAACAGGAGAAGUUCUGUGGCCAGCUCGUCAAGCCUUUGGAUACCUGAUUGGAAUCUCAUUUGCUGUAAUCUUUCCGCUCAUUUUCAUCGCCUUCAGAGUCAACCCCAUAGCAGGGUUCUUCUCAACCUACAUCUGGGCCCAACCACGCGAGCCCGACGAAGAGCCAACCUACGUCCCACUUUCCCCUAAACUGAAAGAUUUUCAUACCCAUAUUCCUGGCCUACGGCGCUUAUGGGAGUGGCGUAGGUAUCUCUCUGCACAAUCGGGGACCUCGUCCUCCAACACUGGAAUGGUGUCCAGUGACCUCCAGGGUGAGAAGUGGAGUAGUGCUGUUGAGACAGACUACCCUCUUCAUAGGUGGGGCUUAGGGCUGAGGAGGGUGUUCAGACGGAAGGCGAUGGAGGAUCUGGAUGGUGGAAAUGGUAAGCAGGGGAGUGAACAUGGUGGGAAGUAUGAUGGUGAUGACUUAGGACAGGUGGGGAACUAUAAGCAGACCAUGGCGUAUGGUGCGAUGAAGGAAACGGUGAAGGAGGUAAGAGGAGGCGACGAUGAGGUGCAAGAAGAGAGUAAAGGGAAACUAAGAGGUGCUGUUGAUGGGGUGACGGAGCGGAUGAAAGCAAGCGUGUCGAGACGGCGGGUAGUUGCGAGGGUGGAUUUGGAGAAGGGGGACUUGCGGCAGGAUCACUGAUGAAUUUGGGGAUACUGG